Molecule: messenger RNA, 793 nt
Organism: Puccinia graminis f. sp. tritici CRL 75-36-700-3
Lineage: Eukaryota; Fungi; Basidiomycota; Pucciniomycetes; Pucciniales; Pucciniaceae
Exons: 5
Coding region: 139-585 (148 amino acids)
Cellular component (GO): cytosol; nucleus
Molecular function (GO): DNA binding
Source: RefSeq, a predicted model, not a curated record
ACUCAGCCUCAAGCAAAGUUCGAAAUUAACUUCAAAAAAAGCAUAGCAUCUGCUUCCAAUCGGGUCAUACGAUAUCCUACCAACAGUCAUCAUACUUGAAUAUCCCGCUCUUGACUGACUCACGAAUUCAGAAGGAACAUGGCCGACCCAGAGUUAGAGGCAAUUCGACAGAAACGAUUGGCAGACCUCGCGAGUCGAGACGAUGGCGCAGCCAGUAGUGUACCCUCCUCAGUCAUGUCGAAACUAGGCGGCCAGCCGGCAGGAAGCGGCGAGGAAGAAGCAAAGAAGGCAGAAAACGAAGAGAUUCGAAGAACAGCAGUAAGUCAAAUAAUCGAUAACGAUGCUCGCGAACGAUUAUCGCGUAUUGCGUUGGUCCGACCCCAACGGGCCCGUCAGAUUGAAGACAUGCUCAUCAGGAUGGCACAGUCUGGUCAACUGCGAGGGAGGGUGACAGAGGAACAAUUGAUCAGUGUUUUGGACCAACUGGAGCGUGCCGAAAGUGACUCGACUGCCUCAGUCAAUCAACCCAAGAAGAUCACGUAUGUGCGAAAAGAUGCGUUUGAUGAUGAUGAUUGGGAUUUGUAAAGCUAGUCAUCGUCGGUUCAUUCAAGGCCUCAUUAUACCACAAGACGGGAAGGGUUUCUGUUUUGUUUUUCCUUCUUGUAGAUCAAUCAUCCAGUCUCAGUCAACCUCUGAAAUAUAUAGCACCAAAAAACUCGAUCAGUAUGUUCCAAAUCCCAGAAAAAGAAAAAAGAAAACUCCAUCAUCCAAAGGUCAUUCCACCCAAGACAAA